UCCUAAAAAACAGGCAAACACUUCUCCUUCAAGUUAGCACCAACCCAAACAAGCAGGAAACAGGAAAUGUUCACGUUUCAGGGAGGCUGAAGCCAGCAAAGCAUCGUGCAGGAGGGAGAGCCGAGGCAAGAGAGCUGACAUGAAGUCUCCCUGGGCUGCCCUCAUCUCUGCCCUGGUAAUCGUGUUUCUUCCCACUGGCCGGGCUCAGGAUAAUUCUGAAACAGAAGAAUCAGCAGAUCUACCCCAGGAAGUGGGAAGUAUAGAUGAAGAUACUAUUAUUACAAGUACAAUUGCUGCACCGAUCACAGAAACAUUAAUUGAAAAUACGAAUUCUACCCUCUUUGAGGAAGAGGAUAAGCAGCUGGAGUUUAUAUUAAUGGUAUUGAUCCCGUUGAUUUUAUUGGCCCUCCUACUCUUAUCAGUGGUACUCCUUAUAAUAAACUAUAAAAGAAAAAAAACUAAACAAGUGCCUUCUAGCCAAGGAUCUCAGAGUGCUUUACAGACAUAUGAGCUGGGAAGCGACAACUUGAAAGUCCCUAUUUUUGAGGAAGACACACCCUCUGUCAUGGAAAUAGAAAUGGAAGAGCUUGAUAAAUGGAUGAACAACAUGAAUAGAAAUGCCGACAGUGAAUGUUUACCUACUUUAAAAGAAGAAAAAGAAUCAAACCACAACCCAAGUGACAAUGAAUCCUAAAAAUGAAUGGUGCUAAUGUUUUCCAAGAGAAGCCGCCCAGGAGGGAGACCACUGGGCGUGCCAACAGAGGAUGAAGAGGAUACAAAUUUAAUUAAUUUCAAAUCAAUGUAGACACAAGAACCUUUGGCGGCUGCUUCCAACACCCACUGUUCCUACCGAUGUCGUCACCUGUUCUUGGAAGAAUGUGCGAUUGAGAAGCAGGAGGACAAAGCCUGGCCGCCGUGCAUCGCUGAGGGUGGAGGAGCCGUAGGAUCCAUUCACCUUUCGUCAGUGGGUGUUUCUUCCUCUCAGCCAGCCUCUAGCUGACCACUCUCACUCCAGCCAUGCUCUCUACAUCCUUAUUCCCUUUCCGCUCCGUUCCUCGGGGUUUCCAUCAGGAAGCCGUUUUAUCUAUGGUUUGCUUCUAGGUCACCUUGUUACCUAAUUAGCUGUGGACAAUUUCCUCUGAUUAGUCAGGUCCUUUGAUAGGUCAGCUGCCUUCAGCAGGAAAUUUUCUCAAGGCCAGUAUGUCAUGGAAAAGACAGCAAACAAAGCAAGUGUUUGACUAUGUACACCAUUCCAGGAGGUGGAUAAGCUCGUUUCUACCAGGGUGCCAAGAAGCCACAGUGAGAGUCCACAGUCCUGAGGAGAUGUUUGGUGCCUCGUGGACUCGGAUUGGCCAGAUCCAGUCCCCCCGCCGUGGGCACUUCUCAGAGGAAUAGGAAUCUUCAGAGAAAGAGCAAACAUUUUCCUUCUCAUCUAAAAUCACCUACUUGUUCACAUUUCCCCAAAGCUCCUUCUUGUUCUCACCAUAGCUCCCUUGCAUGUGGUAUGUGGGUAGGGCACAAGUGGGGGGUUAUCUGUCACCCUUGUAUGUCUCUGAGACCUUUAAGGUCAUUUGAAACAAACCAUAGGAAUAGGAAAUAUCUGUGCCUGUCGCAGAUGUCACUUAAAGAACUCAGUACUCUUUCCUGCCAAGCUGGGACAAGCCUCAUGCUCUCCUCAACACAGCUCUUUGGGUCACUACUGGCCCAUCAGAGAUGAUAUUAUGCUUGAUUUCUACAUGAUAUUUUUUGACAUCCUCGUGCUAGAAGCAAUGGCGCAAAAGGCAGAAGUUCCUGUUUAUCACUCCCACUCACGUACGCUCGGUCUCCCUUUUAUCCUUAAUGUUCUAAUUCUGAUCUUUAAAGCAAUCUAGGAUAUGGGGAGUCCUCAGGUCUUCUACGAUACCUGAUAUUUUAUUCCAGUAUAGAAACAGAGAAUGAAAACUUCAUUUAUUUUACUCCUUCACGUAUAAACUGAGGGGAGAUGAGGUUCACCAGACAUUUGCUGGUCGAUUUUAGGUGUUGUGUUUGAAAGGCUGCCUUAAUGCAUAGCAAAAGCUGCCCCCACCUUCCUUUCAGAAUCCCUUUAACCAGUACUCGCUUUCUGAACUAUGCCUGUAAUUUUAAAGGCAGAGUUUCAAAUCAGGGAGGUCUUUCCACACAGUGAAAGAUAAAACUGUCUGGUUGUGUUGAACCACUGCUAUUACGCUAUCCUGGCACUGCACAAAGCUUUAGCAAAAGACAGCCUUUAUGCUAUCAAACUUCAACAGAUUUAUCUGUCAUAGCCUCAUUAGGAUGUCCUAAUACGGAAUUUUUGUUUUCACUGCUGUUUGCAUGUUCAUAUGCAUCUUGUGGUCCACAGUGACUCUCAGAUAUGUAUGCCAAAAUUGCCACUUUCUGAAUCAUCAUUUCUGCCUAUUUGGUUACUUUAAGUUUAUUUUCCAUCAACAUUUGACUCUCAGAAGAGUCUCAGCUUUUUUUCCUCUCUCUAGAUAGCUAAGAUUUUUGCUAAACACUUAAGCCUGUAAACUUCACCCAACUUUAUCAAACAAUGGACUUGAGGAGUUCUGAGUGGUAUAAGAGGUCUUGGAAUCUCACUUUGAUAAAGCAAUAUUUUAUAUGAUAAAAGUACUCUCAUUCAAUAUUUAAAAUAACUUCAAAUUCCAGAAGAAGCAAACUUCAGUAACCUAACAUGGAGUUUAUAUCUGAGAAAUAUACUAACCUCUAUCAUUGAACAGAGUACAAGGCACUUUUUAAAAAGAUAUAUGAAAUUAGUAUGGAUCCAAACAGUCAAGGGUCGAUUCUAGCACUGUGUAUGUUUUUCAAUUAUCAUCCAGUCAAUAGACAACAUAGAUUUAUGAUAAUUUCAAAACUUUUUUAAGUCAAAACUUAGUUUUAUAUUUCAGAUGAUCAUUAGUAAAAAUCUCAUUAAUUAGUCCUAAUUGGAUUGCCAGUCAGAGUAAAAUCUGACUUUAGAAUAUUUUAAAGAUAUAUGUUUUAUGACAUUUUUGUAUAUUUUAAGUGUAUUGCCUAGUUGAACUUCUCAGGAAAUUUUUUUUAAUAAAUAUGUAAAAAUAUCUAUCUUAACUCAAUGAUCAGACGGUCAUUGUCAUCCAAAUACAAGCACACAACAUAAAUAAACCUUGAUAUCCAUGGGGUGACAGAGGCUUCUGCUGAUCACCCUUUUAGCUCUAGCAAUGCAAAUGGGUUCUUAAAAAAAACAAAACUUUUGUCUAUUCUUUUAUUUUGGUUGUUGAAACCCUCAGUUUGCACCAGCUCUGGAAGAAGGCCCUUAUGUUGAGUAAACAUAAAAUGCAGACUUUAGUUUCAACUUCUGUCUUAAUGAGUACAGAUUCUGAAUGUAGUGGAGUGAUAAGACAUGGUUUCACACUGGGGGGACCCUGCUGAAAUUCUCAUUGUGGGGAAAACAUUGAAAUUUUCUACUGAACAAAUUUACACAUGGUACUUUUUCACACUCAGAAGACACUCAGGAUGAAUGCUGGGGUUUUUAUUUACUAUCUACAACAGACAGAGUACCUUCACUCACAGACUAUAUUUCUUCAAUCUUAACAAUAACCAGAAGAGUCACUGUAUAUUAGUGUGGAGUGAAAUUAUAGAAUUGGUUAUUAAUAAUUGCAUAACCCAAACAACCAAUAGCCUGAAUUAUUAUUAUUAUUAUUAUUGUUAUUAUUAUUAUUACUAUUAUUUGAGCAGGUCUUUGACCUUGCCUUGAUACUGUCUUGUCUGGUCCCCCAAUUUUUUCCUUUUAGUCCUCUUGGGGUUGGUUAUUUGUAGAUACCUGGUGGGGUUUGUUUUGUUUUUUGCCCUAUUACCUUUUCUAAAUAAUAUGUCAUGUUUAUGAGACAACAAUCCAUACAAUUAUAAAAAAUAAAACUUUUUUAUAAACUCUAUAGAUGCUUUAAGCUCUUUUUGAAAUGAUAUUUUAAGAAAUUAAAUUACUAAAGUGCUUACAAUAACAUAAAGACUUUAAUUUCAGUUCCAUAAAAGAUUAGAAAUAUAAUGUUGAACUGUUUAAAACAACCAAAGAUAGCUAGGUUUUUUGUUUGUUUGUUUGUUUUACAAUUAGACUUCAGGUGCAGAGGUCUCUGUUACCAUACUCCUAAAUUCACACCACAUUAUCUUCAUUGGUGUUUGGUACUUUAUCAAUAAGUAAUUGGACUUUUUACAAAAAAGCAUACUCUUCACAUUUUUCACUUCUUUGGUCAGCAUGGAAAGGACUGAAUGAAUGAUAUGUGGAUACUACAAAUAGUAAGCAACAUGUAGAGAUCAGAGUAAUCACCGUAUGACUCUGACUUAGGUGAAACCCCUAAAAUUAUAAAUCACACCAGGAACAUGUGAAAACUCUGCCUGUUUAAUAAAUUCCAGCUUUCAGAAAGGGCAAGGAUUGAAGUUAUUCAAUAAGUUAAAAAAAUAAUCUGGUAGAUCAAUAAUAAUUUAAUAUGUGUGUAUCUUGCAUUUAAAGUUGUGAGAAUAAUGUAAAAAAACAACAACAACAACAAAAAUCCCCACUGUAUUAGACUCUCCUUUUACAAGCAAAGUAAACGUUUUCCUCAGGAGAUCAGUAAGAUUAUCAGAUGUCGUAUUUAUCACUAGGCUUUUGUCCCGGCAACAUAUAAAUUCUACUUUGUAACUUCAUAUAAGAAACAGUCCCAUUGCUGCUGAUUAGAACUGAUUUGAAAAAGUAUCAGAGUUUUAACACUGAUUGAAGGCUUUAGGUUUUUUCUUCCAACUUGCAUGC
Rhinolophus ferrumequinum (greater horseshoe bat) is the source of this 4756-nucleotide messenger RNA. RefSeq names its product transmembrane protein 154 (gene TMEM154). Lineage: Eukaryota; Metazoa; Chordata; Mammalia; Chiroptera; Rhinolophidae. The record is from RefSeq and is a predicted model, not a curated record. The transcript has 7 exons. Bases 140 to 694 code for a protein of 184 amino acids.